AUGGAUUCGCAGGUGCAUUUCACUGUUGGAGACGAUGACUCGGGCGGUCUUAGUGAGGAUGAGUAUUUCCGCAUUUCUUCUCCGAUUGGGGAUGACGAGGAUGACUCCUUUGAGAGUGACUCCGAGACGGCUGAAACGGGUGACGAAACCCACGGGAACGGGGUCAGGCCAAGCCAGGAGAUAUGUGAGGCUGAUGCUCCCGGUUUUAGGUCGACGGAGGAUUUCUUGGACAAAGUGUUUAGUACCGAGGAAGAUGCUUACGCGGCAUACAAACAGUUUGCCAGACUCAGGGGGUUCGGUGUAAGGAAGGGUGACGUGGCUCGAAUGAACGGCCUUUUGGUUAGACGAGACUUCUUUUGUCAUCGUCAAGGUACAAGGCAUGAGAAACACUACGAUCGUCCCGAAAGAGUGAGGGAGGAGAAGCCGGAGAGUCGCACGGGUUGUUCAGCGAAGCUGAAAAUUUACUAUGACCUGCAAGAUCAGGUUUGGAAAGUCCGGAGAAUAGACGACAACCAUAACCACCCUCUUGCUACAACCAUGUUUAGUCAUCUUCUUCCGAGUCAUCGGAAUCUGAGUGACGGUGACAAAGCUCAAGUUGAUAGUCUAAAAAAGUUUGGCAUUGCGACAUCAAAGAUAAUGGCGUACAUGGCCGGGCAGUCAGGGGGUUACCGGAUGCUUCGGUUUACGAAGAGGGAUUUGUACAAUUACGUUCACAGCCAAAGAAUAGCACAAAUUAUCAAUGGUGACGCUGCAGCAGCAAUAAGUUAUUUGGAAGGCAAGGCCAAUACGGACAUGAUGACUGUUGCCAGAUACACCAACACAGCAGAGAAUCAACUUGGUAGCCUAUUCUGGGCGGAUGGGCAGAUGAUGGCGGAUUACCAGUUGUUCGGUGACGUCCUUGCAUUUGAUGCAACAUACAGGUCCAACAAGUACAAGAAGCCUCUGGUGGUAUUCUCCGGAUCAAAUCAUCACAAGCAGACAGCAAUUUUCGGCUUUGCAUUACUGGAGGACGAGGAGGUCCGUACAUAUAAAUGGGUAUUACUGAACAUUCUUGAUGUCAUAGAAAACAAGAAGCCUUCCGUUGUGGUCACUGACGGGGAUAAAGCGAUGCGGGCAGCGAUCGCCGAUGUGCUACCUUUAUCCAGGCAUCGCCUAUGCGGGUGGCAUUUGGAAAAAAACUGUGUCUUAAGGGUGAAGGAGCCUGAAUUUCGAAAGGUCUUCAAAAAGGCAGUUUAUGCAAACUUCGAUGCUACAGAGUUCGAGGAGUACUGGAGCACGGCGGUGGAAAGUUUAGGGUUAAUGAACAACAGCUGGGUCAAAAGCACCUACGAAUUAAGACAUAGUUGGGCAACAGCAUAUCUACGUGGCACCUUUUGUGCGGGUUGCAGAACGACUUCGAGGUAUGAGGGCAUAAAUGCAUUCGUCAAAGGGUUCCUAAAGUCUACAAAUAGCCUUCUUGAAUUGGUUCAGAGCCUGGAUAGGGUGGUAAAAGACUAUCGCAACAAUGAGGUUACAGCUCAAUUCUAUUCAUCGUACUACACGCCCGUACUGACAACAGGUCUUGAUAAAAUCGAGUUGUUUGCUGCAAAGACAUACACUAGAGCAGUCUUCAAGGAGGUUAGGAAACAGAUAAAGGGGGUUGGUAGUUUAUUGUUGCUGGGGAAAGACAACAUUAGCACGACGUCCGUCUACAAGUUCUCAAGCGUGGGGAACCGUCGUAGGGUUCGCAAGGUUCUUUACGAUCCAAGCGAACCAAAGAUUGAAUGUGAUUGCAUGCUGUGGAACAGUGAAGGCAUUCCUUGCUGCCAUAUAUUUUGCGUGAUGAAGUAUGAGGGUUGGGACGAAAUCCCACCUGGUUUGAUUGUUAGGCGUUGGUGUAAGGAUGCGAAGGAAUGGACAGAAUCCGAAACAUGCAAUAUAUCGGGUCACAACAAUUGUUUAUUGAGGUACGGCACGCUGUGCAGUGCAAUGAGUGUCGUGGCGAAACUAGCUUCUGACGAUGUAUUUGACUUCUUUUUAGUGAGGGAUGCAGUAACGUCUUUGGCACGGAGGCUUCAGGUGCGUAGGGGCAAUACCAUAGACCACGAGGCCAGCGAGAGGCAACAGGACGUCGUGAGGGAUCCGGCUGUCACCCGGACAAAAGGGGCCCCUAAACGCGGUAGGGAGACGGGGUCCUCGACAACUGCAGAACCUGAGGGGAAGAGGCGUUGCUGCACUUGUUGUGGGCGUCCCGGUCACACGAAGAGGACGUGCAUGUCUUAA
This is a messenger RNA of Arachis duranensis, 2262 nucleotides long. Its product is annotated as protein FAR1-RELATED SEQUENCE 5-like. Gene Ontology annotation, molecular function: nucleic acid binding; zinc ion binding. NCBI's taxonomy places the organism in Eukaryota, Viridiplantae, Streptophyta, Magnoliopsida, Fabales, Fabaceae. The transcript has a single exon. The record is from RefSeq and is a predicted model, not a curated record. Bases 1 to 2262 code for a protein of 753 amino acids.